AUGUCCUCUAAUACUAAAACCAUUGUUGUUCUUGGUGGUGACCAUGUUGGUCCUGAAUGCACAAAUGAAGCUGUCAAGGUGCUGAAGGCGAUUGCUGAAGCUCGCCCCAAUAUCAAGUUUGAUUUCCAGGAACACCUCAUUGGUGGUGCCGCCAUUGAUGCCACCGGCAAUCCUCUUCCUGAUGAGACCCUUGAGGCCGCUAAGAAGGCUGAUGCUGUUUUGCUUGGUGCCGUUGGUGGCCCUAAGUGGGGUACCGGCGCCGUCAGACCUGAGCAAGGUCUGCUGAAAAUUAGAAAGGAGCUUAACCUUUACGCCAACCUUCGUCCUUGCAACUUCAUUUCUGAAUCUCUCUACGAUCUUUCUCCCUUGAAGUCCGAAGUUGUCAAGGGUACUGACUUUGUCAUUGUUCGUGAACUUGUCGGAGGUAUUUACUUUGGCGAGCGUGAGGAAGACAAUGGUUCUGGUAGAGCAUGGGAUACUGAGGCUUAUUCGGUUGAGGAGGUUAAGAGAUUGACAAGAAUGGCUGCCUUUUUGGCUCUUCAAUCUAACCCUCCUCUUCCUGUCUGGAGUUUAGAUAAGGCUAACGUUCUUGCUUCGUCUCGUCUUUGGAGAAAGACUGUCACUGAAACCAUUGAAAAGGAAUUUCCUCAACUUACCCUGAAGCACCAGCUCAUUGAUUCCGCUGCUAUGAUCAUGGUUAAGAGCCCCUCUUCUCUUAACGGUGUUUUGCUGACUACCAAUAUGUUUGGUGACAUUCUUUCUGAUGAGGCUUCUGUCAUCCCUGGUUCUUUGGGUCUUCUCCCUUCAGCUUCUCUUGCUUCUCUCCCAGAUAAGAACACUGCUUUCGGUCUUUACGAGCCCUGCCACGGUACUGCUCCUGAUUUGCCUAAGAACAAGGUUAACCCCAUCGCUACCAUUCUUUCAGCUGCUAUGAUGCUUAAGCUUUCUCUUGACCUUAAGGAGGAAGGCGAAGCUGUUGAAAAGGCCGCCCGUAUUGUUCUUGAUAGUGGUAUUAGAACUGGUGAUCUGGGCGGUAAAAACAGUACCACUGAGGUUGGUGAUGCCAUUAUUGCUGAGCUUAAGAAGCUUCUGUAA
This is a messenger RNA of Magnusiomyces paraingens, 1095 nucleotides long. RefSeq lists its product as uncharacterized. Gene Ontology annotation, biological process: L-leucine biosynthetic process. The transcript has a single exon. NCBI's taxonomy places the organism in Eukaryota, Fungi, Ascomycota, Dipodascomycetes, Dipodascales, Dipodascaceae. Gene Ontology annotation, molecular function: NAD binding; magnesium ion binding; 3-isopropylmalate dehydrogenase activity. The coding region runs from base 1 to 1095 and encodes 364 amino acids. Gene Ontology annotation, cellular component: cytosol. The record is from RefSeq and is a predicted model, not a curated record.